Aspergillus aculeatus ATCC 16872 is the source of this 1276-nucleotide messenger RNA. RefSeq lists its product as uncharacterized. Gene Ontology annotation, molecular function: oxidoreductase activity; FMN binding. NCBI's taxonomy places the organism in Eukaryota, Fungi, Ascomycota, Eurotiomycetes, Eurotiales, Aspergillaceae. Bases 145 to 1218 code for a protein of 357 amino acids. The transcript is spliced from 5 exons. The record is from RefSeq and is a predicted model, not a curated record.
AAAUGCACGUAAAACAGGUAUAUAAGGACUGCAAUCGUAUCCGCUUUCAUCGCCAAUGCUCAAUUUUAAUCUCAACCCCGAAACUCCUAUUUCCAACCAAUUCGACUAUUAUACAAAUCAUAAACAUCCAGAAGACACUCCACAAUGUCAAGCCUCUUAGAGCCCAUCAUUGUCGGCGGAAAGCUUCCGCUGAGAAACCGUGUGGUCAUGGGCUCCAUGACCCGGAACCGCUGCCUCGACCGAAUGCCCGGUGCAGCACAAGUCAAGCAUUACGCAGACAGAGCCAGGGACGGCGUCGGCCUGAUUGUGAACGAGGGCACCUUUGUAGACUGGACUGGCUGCGACUGGCAAUGGACGCCCGUCAUGAUCGAAAUGGAGCAUGCCGAUGCAUGGCGGAAAGUGACCGACGCCGUCCAUGAAGCCGGUGGGAAGAUUUUUUCCAAGCCUGGCACGCAGGGGCAUACGGAUAAUGUUGAGGAAAUCAAGAAUCCCCGUGACGUGAUCGAUACCUAUCGACACUCCGUGCUGCUGGCUAAACAUGCAGGCUUUGACGGCGUUGAGCUGCUGGCCCAAGGCGGUUACCUGUGCCAUCAAUUCCUCAACACUCGUUCAAACAAGCGAACAGAUAGCUACGGAGGUUCAGUCGAAAAUCGCUGCCGAUUCAUUCUUGAACUAGUCGACACCAUCAGUGAGAUCUUCGGUGGACCCGAGCUUCUCUGUGUCAAGAUCAACCCUACGGACACCUAUAAUGACUCCGCGACCACUUUUGAGGAGAUGAAAGAGACCUACACAUUCUUGAUCAAGGAGCUCGUCGCCUGCAGGGUGGGCAUCAUCAACAUCGGCCGCCGGGGGGCCGAUCCCAAUGCAGGAACAGGAGACUUCUUUGGACACGUCGGUCGACCUGAGGAGUUCCCUUUGCCUCUUGGUUACGACCCUGUCCUGGACUUUGGCCCGCUGGUCAAGUAUCCCGGCAGCCCGUCCUUGCUCAUGGCUAACCAUGAAUAUACACCUGAGGAGGCGGAUCGGCUGGUCAAAGAAGGGAAGCUGGACUUGAUAAACUUUGCGAGGCCCUUUAUCUAUAACCCUGACGUAAUCUCGCGCAUCAAGAAUGGCGUUACUUUCGCCCAGAAUGAUCGGGGCAAGACUGUGCACUACGGACCCUAUCGGGACCCGACGAGAACUACAAUGACUGGCCUGCUGCUUCUCUCUAGUACAUAAAGCAUUCGGGUAGAAGGGUAUGAGGAAGCUGCUGAGGGAACAAGAGACCCAAUUGAGG